GUGGAGCUGCGCCCAGAGCACGCUUUGCCGCGCGCCCGCCCCCCACGCUCGCCUCCCCCCGGGAGCAGCGGGUCCCAGCGAGUCCCAGCGAGCUGGCCGCUUGCAUGCACCCAGUGCCUGUCCUCUUAUUCUUCUUCCUCCUCCUGCAAGCGUAACCAUGCUGUUCGGGGGCUUCCUCCUGGCGGUGCAAGCCUUGCAGCUUGCUGGUGCCCUGGACCUGCCCGCGGGCUCCUGUGCCUUUGAAGAGGACACUUGCGGUUUUGGUUCGGUGUUUGCGUUUCUGCCGUGGAUUUUGAAUGAGGAAGGCCAUUACAUUUAUGUGGAUACCUCCUUUGCCAAGCAGGGAGAGAAAGCCGUGCUGCUAAGUUCAGACUUGCAGGCUGAGGAAUGGAGCUGCCUCCGCUUGGUCUACCAGAUAACCGCGUCGUCAGAGCUUCUAUCAGAGCCCAGCCAGCUGAACCUCUACUUGAGAUUUGAAGACGAAAGCUUUGAUCGCUUGCUUUGGUCGGCUAGGGAACCUUCUGAUAGCUGGCUCAUAGCCAGCUUGGAUUUACAAAACAGUCCCAAGAAAUUCAAGAUUUUAAUAGAAGGUGUACUAGGACAAGGGAACACAGCCAGCAUCGCACUCUUUGAAAUCAAGAUGACAACCGGCUACUGUCUUGAGUGCGACUUUGAAGAAAAUCAUCUCUGUGGUUUUGUGAACCGCUGGAACCCCAAUGUGAACUGGUUUGUCGGAGGAGGAAGCAUUCGGAACUCUCACUCCAUCCUGCCACAGGAUCACACCUUCAAGAGUGAAAUGGGCCACUACAUGUACGUGGACUCCGUUUACGUCAAGCACUUCCAGGAGGUGGCGCAGCUCAUCUCCCCCAUGACCACGGCGCCCAUGUCUGGCUGCCUGUCCUUUUAUUACCAGCUCCAGCAGGGGAAUGACAACGUCUUCUCCCUCUACACUCGGGAUGGCUCCGGCCUCUAUGAGGAGAUCUGGAAAAUGGACGCUCCGGAGAGUGCUGCCUGGAACCUGGCGGAAGUCGAGUUCAGUGCCCCCUAUCCCAUGGAGGUUAUUUUUGAAGUUGCUUUCAAUGGUCCCAAAGGAGGAUAUGUUGCCCUCGAUGAUAUUGCUUUCUCUCCUGUUCACUGCCAGAAUCAGACAGACACUCCCUUCAGUGCUGCGGAAGCGAGCUGUGAUUUUGAGGAAGAUCUCUGCAACUUUUACCAAGAUAAAGAAGGUCCAGGUUGGGCCAGAGUGAAAGUAAAGCCCAACAUGUACCGGGCUGGAGACCACACCACAGGCUUGGGGUAUUACUUGCUGGCCAACACCAAGUUUACAUCUCAGCCUGGCUACAUUGGAAGGCUCUACGGUCCCUCCCUACCAGGAAACUUGCAGUAUUGUCUGCGUUUUUAUUAUGCCAUCUAUGGGUUUUUAAAAAUGAGUGAUACCCUAGCAGUGUAUAUCUUUGAAGAGAACCAUGUAGUUCAAGAGAAGAUCUGGUCCGUGCUGGAGUCCCCCAGGGGUGUUUGGAUGCAAGCUGAAAUCACCUUUAAGAAGCCCAUGCCUACCAAGGUGGUCUUCAUGAGCCUCUGCAAAAGUUUUUGGGACUGUGGGCUUGUAGCCCUGGAUGACAUUACAGUGCAGUUGGGAAGCUGUUGGGCUUCAGAGAGACUCCCACCUCCACCUGGAGAGUGUACUUUCGAACAAGAUGAAUGUGCAUUUACUCAGGAGAAAAGAAACCGGAGCAGCUGGCACAGGAGGAGGGGAGAAACUCCCACAUCCUACACAGGACCAAAGGGAGAUCACACUACUGGGGUAGGCUACUACAUGUACAUCGAGGCCUCGCACAUGGUGUACGGACAAAAAGCACUCCUCUCGUCCAGGCCUCUGCGAGGCGUCCCCGGAAAGCACUGCUUGACCUUUUUCUACCACAUGUAUGGAGCCGGGACCGGGCUGCUGAGUGUGUAUCUGAGAAAGGACGGAGGCCAUGAGGAGUCCCUGCUAUGGAGAAGAAGAGGUGAACAGAGCAUUUCCUGGCUCCGAGCACUGGUUGAAUACAGCUGUGCGAGGCAACACCAGAUAAUUUUUGAAGCCAUUCGCGGGGUGUCAAUAAGAAGUGAUAUUGCCAUUGAUGAUGUGAAAUUUCAGGCAGGACCCUGUGCAGAAAUGGAAGAUACAGCUCAACAGUCAUCAGGAUAUUCCGAGGACUUGAAUGAAAUUGAAUAUUAAGAAAUUAUCUGAAUUAGACCGACUAAGCAAAAGUCAUACCUCUUUUCGGUCAAAACGAAAGCAAAACAAAUGAAUACUGGACAGUCCUUAACUGUUUCAUAAGUUAUAAAAUGACUUUGAAGCACCCUUCUUCAUUAUUUGUGCAAAACGAUCCUGACUCAGGGCUUUUUUAUUUGUUUCUUUUUGCAUUUGACAACUGUUACUAGAAGUACAGGCUGCUGGUUUUGCAUACAUCUUUCAUCUAAAUUUUGGUACCAGGUGAAAACAUAAAUGUACUGCGCUGUGGUCAUUUUAAAGUACACAGAUAAAGGGCACAAUCGAAACGAUACGUGCUCACUUGGAGCUGCAUUCAGUGAAUGUACUGGGAAGCGAGUAGGGCUUGUGGGUUUCUUUUUGAUUUUCAAGUUUCAUGAGUAUUUUUAAAGUAAAUAAUGCUGGGUGUCGGUAAUAUCUGCAGAAUGAAUGCAGUAUUUCAUUAACAAGUUAGUCUGGGAAAAUAAAGUCUUAUUUUCUAUGUUUUAUUCAUUGAAAUGGAGUGUUAAUUUUUAAUCUUUUCACCAUAUGUGAUAACAAAAGGUCUUUUAUGAAUGUCCCAGGGUAAGUCAGUAUUAAUUAAUGCUGUGUUACAAGGCAAUGCUACCUUUGUUUUUUUCUCUUUGAACUACCUUUGAAAGUCACUAUGAGCACAUGGAUAGAAAUUGCACUUUUUUUUGUAAAGCAAGCUUGAAAAUGUUUAUGAACAC
Messenger RNA from Lepus europaeus (European hare), 2961 nucleotides. RefSeq names its product MAM domain containing 2 (gene MAMDC2). NCBI's taxonomy places the organism in Eukaryota, Metazoa, Chordata, Mammalia, Lagomorpha, Leporidae. The coding region runs from base 158 to 2218 and encodes 686 amino acids. The record is from RefSeq and is a predicted model, not a curated record. Gene Ontology annotation, cellular component: membrane. The transcript has 14 exons.